Messenger RNA from Annulohypoxylon maeteangense, 2508 nucleotides. RefSeq names its product putative hydroxymethyltransferase. The record is from RefSeq and is a predicted model, not a curated record. The transcript has a single exon. NCBI's taxonomy places the organism in Eukaryota, Fungi, Ascomycota, Sordariomycetes, Xylariales, Hypoxylaceae. Bases 1 to 2508 code for a protein of 835 amino acids.
AUGUCUCGAAACAUCAUCUGCGACGUUGACUCCCCUAGCCCCGAUAUUUGGUAUGGAACACUUGUCGUCAGUAACAUUCGUUACGAUGAUGAUACCUCUGUGACUAUCCAGAAAUUAUUGGGUCUCAAGUUCAAGUCACCCAAGGCGACGGGUAAGAUUACUUGCGAUGUAUCCCUUACUUCCUACGAGGCGACAAAAUCACAGGUAUAUCCUAGUAAACCCAGCGAAGACGUGAACGAUGUCACGGCACAGGUUCAUUUUACCGAGCCGCACACAUUCGUACAUGACGACCACCUCACUUUCGGUAUUGUUGGUGACUUGACGACUGACCUUGACACCUUCAAAAACUCAUUCAAGCUUUACGCCGAAAGUUUACCAAGCGGAACUGUCAUAGUCAAGGUUGCGACAACCCCUGACCCGGCGCUAACGGAUGCUCAGCAAGUCGUGUACCUUGAGAGGGAUGGUACAGAAGAUACUAUACUUGCCUCAGCGCCGGGCACGACGGAGUCAUACACAGUAGAAGCUUACAAGUACGAUGUCAAGGCUGCUGACCUAGCCACCUCGGACGAAACCACAGUGGCCUCCGCUCUAGCUUCACCAAGCCAAGUAGAAGUCCAAGUAGGAGGGAACACAGACAUAGGCGUGACUUAUGGUGUGGUCCAGAAAUACUCUGCCCUUGAUGUCAGCAUCGGGGCUCUCUCGCAGCCAAUCACCACAGAACGGCUUCAUGUCAAAGUGGUUGACGACAACAACGCUACAUGGUUCGAUGACUUCUUGAGUCCGAAUGGCACGAAGAAAUUGCGACGGCUUCCCGUCUCGGGAAGCGUCGAUAUCAGCGCUCAAAUUACUCUCAAUGAUGUAAAGUAUAGCGCUGCUCAAAACGUACAACUUUCACAAAGCCUUAUUCGGGUCUCCAUCAACCAAAACGAUAUCAAGGCAGAGAAUGUCGACACCACUGGUUUCGUGGUUCUACCCGUCGAGAUACAAACAGAUGCCACAGGAUCUGACGUGUCUAUACCCAUACGCUUCGCUUCAACAAGCCAGGAUGUCAUCUAUAAGCAACAAAUCAGCAUUGCCUCAAACUCUGCCAAGUUUGACGUACCAGUCGCCCCCGGUGAUUACAUUGUCAAAGCUGACGGUUUCAUUAUAGAUUCGACUGUUUACGGCGUCCAAGCUCCUGCUACGCUCACCGUGAACAGCGAUGGAAGCACUGUUCUGCAGCUCACGACUCAGAAAGGGGCAAGCCUAGCCGUCAGGGGAUUCCCAGAUAUUCUCAGCUACGGCGGGCUUACCGAUUUGUAUGAUCUCUCCGGAAGCGAUUUCGUCGCAGCUGAUGCAUACGCAGCUUUCAAGUAUGCUGGGAAUGAUGGUGCUGGCGACUCAGACCGCUACUUAGAAGAUGACCCGGCUACUAGAAAGACGAUUCAGCUCGCGGAAGCUGCGGCGAGCGAGCUCAAACAUCCGGUACUACCAAUCAUGAUCUCGUACACGGUUAAUCUAUCCCAAGGCGAUGACUUCACGCAUCUCCAGAACAAGGAUGCUCUCAUGUACAGUUUCGGGAAUUUGAUAUUAUCCAUGAGUAUAGCCAAUAGUACGGCUACACAAUCCGUACCUGUUGGCUACAUUGUCAACCCGGACUUCCUCGGGGAGUGUCAGAAAGGACCUACCGGUGAGAUGAUCAAGCCUGAAUACGACAUGGUCGUAAGAGAACCGCUACAGGAUGCCCUAAAAUACCGAAAAGUCGACGCCGAAAUUCCCGACAGCGUCACCGAUACUCUGAAAGGAUAUGUCGUUGCUGUUAACUGGUUGAUACGAACUGUUGCCCCUAAGGCGACAUUCGGGUGGCAAACCAAUCUCUGGGGUGUUGGGAAGUCGGACUGGAUUUAUAAGAAGGAUGACCCGACCGGUCCAGCUGAGAUGGCCAAGGAAACUGCCGAUUACGUCAAGACUCUUGGAGUAUACAGCGGCGACUAUCGCCCCGACUUCUUAGCCAUCGACCGCUACGAAGCAGAUGACUUCACACAGAGAGCCUACGGACCCGGUUAUUGUUACGGCCCAUAUGAAUGGGAUCGGUUCUACGACUUCUGUGGCGCCCUGAGUCUAGAACUUCAAGUCCCCGUGGCGCCGUGGCAGAUCCCAGCAAGCCGCAUCCCGGCUCGUACUGAAAUUGUCAAUGACUUGGAGACAGACCACUGGGGCAGUGGCGGCACUUAUAUCUUCGGGGAUCCCGCCAUUGCCUCAGACUACCAUAACAUCAACCCGCAGAUUCUGGAGAUUACGCCAGCUGAGAUUACUACGCACCCGUCCGUAGAGGACAUCUUCGCUUCUGCCCCGCCGUUCGACCUGAGCUAUCCAAGCUAUGGGAGUUUCCCCCUGCGUGGUAUCUUCACCGUGCUUCUUGGAGGAGGCUCAACUACCGGUAUCGUCAAGUCCAUUGGCAAGACGGGAGAAUGGACACAGUCUAAGGUGCAUGAUUAUAUGGACAACCCGGUUCCUUUGUCUUACUAG